This is a messenger RNA of Neoarthrinium moseri, 345 nucleotides long. RefSeq lists its product as uncharacterized. NCBI's taxonomy places the organism in Eukaryota, Fungi, Ascomycota, Sordariomycetes, Amphisphaeriales, Apiosporaceae. The record is from RefSeq and is a predicted model, not a curated record. The transcript is spliced from 2 exons. The coding region runs from base 1 to 345 and encodes 114 amino acids.
AUGCCGUCCGUCAAGAACCCGAACGGUCCCUCGAAGAACCGCCUGGCUGCGCGCCGCGCCAGUGCUCGCAAGCGAAGCCAGAAGGCGUCCGCCGCCGGCCAGACCAAGGUUAACAAGGCAGACCAGAAGCGCGGGGCCGGAGGCGGUCUCCUGCCGACAAGCGGUCCCAACAGAGCGCUCAGCGCCAAGGCACAGAAGAAGCUGGAGCGCAGAACGGCACGUGCCAUGAAGAGGAAAAUGGAGGCUGAAGGCGAGGUUGAAAUGAAGGAUGCAUCUGAGGUAAAGCCGAAGGACAAGAAGACGACUGACGAAGAUGUCGCCAUGGACGAGGACAACAUCUCAUGA